UUGGAUAAUUUGUUUAAGUAAAUAAAGUAACAGACCAUAGAGAAAUGCAAGUUCAGUGCACUGUAAUUGCAACUAAAUAAUGUUUAUUUGUGCUACAGUAUAGCCUUUGAACCUCUUCUUUAUUACAGAACCAUAAAAAACAUUUCUUUAUAAAUAGUUAAAAUGUUUAAAACAAUUUCCUUGUUUGUUGACGUUGCUUGUACCAUGAAAAUUUUUGUUAUUUGUUGUAUUAGUGACAUAAAAAGACUGCUGUACUAGUUCCCUGACUGAUACAUUAUACAUUGAAUUAAUAAUGGUUUUUAGGCUUAAGUAAAUUGUGCAUUAGUGAGUGGUGACAUGAAGCAGAAUAUUAUUUUACAGUAUGGAAACAAAAUCAAGCUCUCAGAACUUUUGUAGUAAAAAUGAUUUGAAUUAUUCCCAUUAUUCUAGUAUGGUACAUAGAAAAAAAGUAGUUAAGCAUGCUCUUCGUCAACAAGUAAGAAGAAGGAGAAAAAAUACAACAUUAGCCUCAGGAAAUCACCGUCUUCCAUCCAAAGCUGUUCAUCCACUACAACCGCCAAUUAAUAAUCUUCCGUUCAGUGUAUUUCAUGGUCAACAAAAUCAUAUUGUGCUUGAAGAAUCUGCUGUUACAAUGAAAGAAGUUUUGGCUAGUUUACCAGGUUUUACUAUUAAGUCGAACCGAAGACGUUCUAGUAAAAAGUUAUCUGUAGCAGCACAACUAGAAGCUGGCCUAGUUGAUUUAGAAUCUCCAGCAAGUAUUUUAACUAAUACAAGUCUUAGAUCACUUCUCAAUAGACACACGUUUCAAGGAUUACCACCUCUUUAUCAAAGAAAACUCGCUCAACUUCUACCAGUGGUAGAUCGACAGGAUGCAGCUGUUUCUGGACUUAAUAAUGAGUUUUUUGCAAGAGCGUGCCAAGAAUGGAGAAAGCGCUUAGCUGAAGGAGAGUUUAUGCCAGAAAAUCAACAAAAAUUGAAAAUCGAAGCUGAAAAAGACAAAAACAAAUUGGAUCCAUGGAAGGUAAAACAUUUUGAGCCGAUUUGGGGAGAAAAACGGGAAAUGCAUAAAUUAAAAAUAGGCCUGCACUGUCUUAAUAAGGAGCACAGAUUUACAAUACCACCACGAUCAAGUCUAAGAUCACAAAUUGAAUUAUCUUUAAAUCCAGUAUUGGACAAUCACCAGUCGUCUCAUCCGUCGUUAUUGGGUGAUAAAUAUGACCGAGAUUCAAAUAUAUUUGCUGAACACAAAUCAAGUAAAAUGCAUUCUAAAUUACUGGAAAAUGAUAGAAUCAUGCCAAAAUAUAAUGUUAGUGUACGGAUAUUACAUGAUGAAGAUGGUGAUGACGAAAAUGAAGACGAUGAAGACGAAGAUGAUGGAGACGAUGAAGAUGAUUAUGAAGAUGAAGAAGAUGAGGAGGAAGAAAAUGUAGAUGAUGAAGAUGGAGAUGAUGAAAUUGAUUCACAUGUUUCCUUAGCUUAUCUUAAAGAAGAAUCACAGCAUUGCAGAGCAAUCAUUGUUACAAAUACUAAUAAUGAAGACAUAUUUAGUCGAGAACUAUCUUCAGAACUGCCUAUAAUAGAACAAAAAAAGUAUUCAAAAGAAAUGGUUUUAGAUUUUGUGAACGACAAAAAUAUAGUUGAAGUUGAUUUUAAAUUAAAGGAACAGAAGUGCGAUAAACGAGGGCGAAACAUUGAAAGAUGUUCGAAGACAUCUCUAAAAGAAUUGAAACAUUUGACAGCAGAUACUUGUAAAAGUAUUUCAACGAAAGGUCUUGAAGUCUUUUCGGAUAACAAUGAAAAAAAAACAGGUUCAAUGUCAGAAAAACUUUCUGCCGACCAACAAAAUACUAAAACUUAUCAGAAUGCUAUUUCGAAAUUAAAAUUUUUCAUGAAAGAUGAAUCAUUUAGUGGUAAUACUACUAUAAGUAUUAAAACAACAGAAAAUGAGACACCCUUUAGAGAACCACACCGUUGUUGUUCAAGAAAUAAUCAGAGCUUUAACUAUGAUAGUAAUAGUUUGCCUGCAGAAGUGCCCGAAAUCUUCGAUAUUAAUAAUCAGAGUUUACAAGAGAUUGAUGGAUUAGAGGUACAAGAAGAAAUGCAACACAUUUACCAGCCUAUUUCAACCAGUCAUGAAAAUAAUGUUCAUCCUAUUUUAGAAGAUAUUAAAAUAAGUUGUAGUGAUAUCAAAAGUACCUCAACAAUUACNUGUUACCAAUACCAAUUGUUCCUGGACAAUUUGAACAUUCAUCUAAGUAAAAGGCGGGCGUUGCUUCUGGUCAAUCCAUUCGAUGUAAACAAUCCUUGUAUGAGCAAAUGGGAUCUUCAACUGCUUUGA
Molecule: messenger RNA, 2338 nt
Organism: Copidosoma floridanum
Lineage: Eukaryota; Metazoa; Arthropoda; Insecta; Hymenoptera; Encyrtidae
Gene: Asx
Product: transcriptional regulator additional sex combs
Biological process (GO): positive regulation of transcription by RNA polymerase II; animal organ morphogenesis
Cellular component (GO): PR-DUB complex
Molecular function (GO): chromatin binding; DNA binding
Source: RefSeq, a predicted model, not a curated record